Molecule: messenger RNA, 2004 nt
Organism: Saprolegnia diclina VS20
Lineage: Eukaryota; Oomycota; Saprolegniomycetes; Saprolegniales; Saprolegniaceae
Exons: 5
Coding region: 1-2004 (667 amino acids)
Source: RefSeq, a predicted model, not a curated record
AUGAAGUCGGACGAGCAGACGCUGCCGUCGCCGUUUGACAACUGGUCGCCCGACAUCGAGUCGAUUCCGCGGCUCUCCGAAGGCGACCGCACCGAGACCAUUUCGACCAGUGACGCGCGGGCAGCCCUCGCGACGCGCGCCGAGCUGCGCACGCAUUUCCUCAACGUCCCGUUUCCGAUUGUGCUCUUCUUUGCGUUCGUGACCGUCGUCCUCACGCACACGCCGAUUUACCAAGUCUUUUUUGUCAACCAUGGGAUCUCGAUCGCGCUCAGUCCGCUUCCCGCGGACACGGUCCAGCGCCCUGGGACCCUCGAAUUUAUGAACAUUCGGACCGCCGCCGACUUUGAGAGCUGGUUUGAGUUUUCCUUGUUGCCCGAGAUCUUUCCCGCCAAAGGCGGCAACAAUUCGGCGUUGGAGAACGCGACCAUUGGACGCAUUGGCUCGUACAAUCAAGUCGUCGGCGCCGUCGAAAUCUCGGUGCUCAAUGCCCCCAAGGCCAAGUGCCCGAGCGACGGUCAACUCGCGUCGCACUACGGCGCCUGCUACAAUUUCGAGUCGAAUUUUGAGAUCACGGACGGCGACCUCCACACGCGCAACACGCGGCGCCAGCCAUGGUAUACGUUGUACCUUCCGCUGCAAGAGCCGUCACCGUACACCAAGUACAAAUUUUGGCAAGAACACGGCAGCACCGGCGGCUACUACAUCAACCUCGGUACGCGUCAAAUCGACAUCAAGAUCACGACCUACAACGGCGAGCUCGACAUGUUUACGUACCUUCGAUUUGCGCUCGAUUUUCAAGCUGGCGGCGCGAUCGAGCCAAAGUACAGCGUGAAUUCCGUGCCCGCCAACCCGUACGCCGAGUCGGCCAUUAGCCUCCUCCCCGACGUCCUCGUGGCCUUGCUUGGCCUUCGGCUAGUCGUGCGUCGGCUCGUGCAGCUGGCGGCGCGUAUGAAAGCGCGAACGGCGUGGGUCAUGGGUGCUGACGCCAUCGAAUGGCUUUCGGUGGCCGCGCUCAUCGUGUACUACGUCGCCUGGUUGCGCCUCUUUCAGCGCUGCUUUGCGUCCGAUUUCGAAGACCAAGUCGACGCGCUGCGCACGUUCUACGACAGAGUGUACGCGCUGCCGGCCGCGGACCAACCGGAGGCCAUGGCGUCGAGUCCGCAGCCGUCCGUGUCGGAUUUUAUGGACGGGUUUGCGCCGGCACUCGGCUUUUUGUACAUCAUGUCCAUUCUCACGUGUCUUCAGCUCGCCGUCAAUGUCAUGGCCGCGCUGCACUUUCAUCCGACCAUGAGCAUUCUCAGCAACACGAUCAUAGCCAGCGUCAAGCGGCUGGGCACGUUCCUCUUCCUCUUCCUCCUUGUCGUGAUGGCCCUAGCAACCUCGGGGGCCCUUCUUUUUGGUACCAAGCUCGAGGCGUUUGCGAGCCUUGGCGCGGCCAUGAUCACGUGCAUCAACAUGAUCUUCAACGGCUACGAGUACGACAACAUCAGGGACAUCAAUCCGCUCGCCGUCGUGUGGUACUGGCUCAGUCAGUCGACGAUUACGCUCGUGCUUGUCAACAUUAUGCUCGCGGUCAUCAUCUCGGCCCACGAAGAUAUUGUCCACGUCGACCACGGAAAACGGUCGUUUGUGCAAGAAAUGCUAUAUGUGCUGUGCGACGUACUCCGCACCGACUGUGUCUGCAAGGGCCGCCACGUCCUGCGGCUCCAAGAGCGCUUGGCGAUUGACAACGGCGUCCGAGUGUGGACAGCCGGCGACAUUGCCCAGGCGAUUGGUAUCUCGGAUGCGCAAGGUGCCCGCUGGGUUCGUACUCUCAAGCAGUUUGCAAGUGUGCACACGGCCCCAAAGGCUGACGCGACCGACGACGCUGCGACGUCAUCGAUGGACGAAAUGGCGUACCGCCGGCGACUCGAAGACCGCAUCAAAUUCAUGGACGCCAAGCUCGAAGUGCUCGUCGAGUACAUUCAGCUCCACAAUCAGCAACGGAUGCUCCAAAAUGUAUAA